AUGACUGUCGCCAACGGAUCUGGACGCCUCCAGGGCAAGCGUGCCCUCGUGACCGGCGGCUCAAUGGGGAUUGGCGAGGCCAUCUCACGCAAACUGGCCGGGGAAGGAGCGUCCAUCCUCAUUGCCGAUCUCAACGCCCAGGAAGGCGCACGCGUUAUCGAAAGUCUUCGCACCGCUGGGACCAAAGCCGAAUUCGUCACCGCCGACGUGACGAAGCGGUCGGACUGGGAACGCAUCGCCGAAGCCGUUGCCUCGCAUUUUGGCGGUCUGGAUAUCCUCGUCAACAACGCCGGUGUCGCAUAUACCGCCGAGUCGUCGCUGACGGUGUCCGAAUCGGCUUUUGACAAAGUCUACAACGUCAACGUCAAAUCCAUCUUCCAUUCCGUGCAGACCAUCUUCCCCAUUUUGAUCGACGGCAAGGGUGGUUCGGUGAUCAACAUUUCUUCCAUUGCUGCUUUGCGCCCCCGAGGCAAACUGGUCUGGUACAACUCCUCCAAGGCGGCCGUCUCUAAUGCCACCAAGGCGUUGGCCCACGAGUUCGGUCCUCAGGGUAUUCGCUGCAACGCCGUGUGUCCCGUCUUGGUCCCCACGCAGCUGGCAAACAACUUCGUGCCAACCUUCGAGAACACGGAGGAGGGUCGCAAGAAGGCGGCCGAGCUCUUCCAGAUUCCAUUGGGAAGAUUGACGACCACAGACGACGUGGCAAACACGGUGCUGUGGUUUGCUAGUGAUGAGAGUUCGUUUAUUACGGGAAUGGAUCAUAGUGUGGAUGGAGGACGAAGCAUCUAG
This is a messenger RNA of Penicillium waksmanii, 789 nucleotides long. Its product is annotated as SDR family oxidoreductase. The record is from RefSeq and is a predicted model, not a curated record. The transcript has a single exon. Bases 1 to 789 code for a protein of 262 amino acids. Lineage: Eukaryota; Fungi; Ascomycota; Eurotiomycetes; Eurotiales; Aspergillaceae.